AAAUGAGUGUCUACAAAAAAAAAAAACAGUUCUCGCUAAGAGAAUUUCCCUUGUCGGUCCUAGACCAGAGUUUGGUUGUGUUGUCCUGGGACAAUGUGCUCACACAUUGCCGGGUCUUCCUGUGGCGAGAGGCGAGCGUUCUAGGACAUCAAUGAAUUCCUUCUUUCUCCUUUGUUUCGGCACCGGACCUCUUAUCCCAAAGAAACAUUCACAAUGAAGUCCUCCCACAGUGAUACCAGCGUUAUGAAGGCAGGGCGUUUCAGAUUCACAGUUUUGCUAACUUCUUAGGAAAACUUUUGAGCCGCAAUAGUUCCACAGAUUUGGAUGCUUUUAAGAGGAAGAAGUCUAAACCAAGUCAAACUAGCGAGCAAACAACCAAACGGACCUACUAUUUCGGGGGAUGGCGAAACCCUAUUUGCUAAGAAGUUUCAGCAAACUGAAUAGAAAGCGGUGACAGAGAGAAACAUUAUCCCGAUGACCAGUGAGCCCGGUACUCAACAGUAUAAAACUCGACUUGUUCUUCGUUCUGCUUCCAAGAAACCGUAAUCUUUUUACGGUAGACUAAACCGUAGCGUUUUAACCUAAAAUUGUUUGGCAACUGUUUUCAGUUAUGCACUAAUCCUUAAAAAAAUCCACCUUCUGUGAAAUGACAGUCGGCUUGCAGGGUUAAGGAAUCUUGAAUUACUUUUUUGUGUUUAACUCUCCAUCUGCUCUAACAAUGCUAGUUUUGUGGGACAACGAACCUACGGACUCCAAAGUUUUCAUACAAACUUGUGCUCGCUUCAUGGUAGCGGCAGGGAUUUUAGCUCUUGUGGGCAACGGCAAAACAUUUGCACAUCAACAAGAUCGAGACGAUGACCUUCAGGGACUGGGUCAGUACGAGGUGGUCCACCCCUCCAAGGUGGACGCCGUUGGACGGUUUGUGUCCCACUCGCUGUCCCACCACGUGAGCCGGCUCCACAGGCGGGACACGUCCUCGCACGACGGGGGCACGCGCGUCUUCUACCAGCUACGCCACGGCAGGCGGGACCUGCUCUUCAACCUCACCUUCAACCCGCACCUCCUGGCUCCGGGCUUCGUAACCGAGAGGCGGUACGGGGGCCUGACGGGGGCCAAGAUCCGAACCCACGUCCCUUCCCUCUGUUACUUCACGGGGGAAGUGUGGGACGAAGUGACCUUCCGGGGCAGGGCGGCGGUCAGCACCUGCAACGGCCUGACAGGGUUGUUCAAACUGUCUGAAGAGGAUUUCUUCAUCAGGCCUGUGGAGCCAGUGAGAGAGCAGGGCGUGGCUCAGGCACAUGUGAUUUACAAACGGCACGCCCCUGCACCCCUGAGUCACUCCUAUGAGGAGCACAGGGUCAAUGGGACAUGUGGAGUGAAAGACUCGCGGGACGGCGGGGAGCGGGCGGAGCGCCGGCGGGAGCGGUGGGAACGGCGGCAGCAGAGGCGCCGGAUUCGCCAGCGCUCCAUCAGCCGGGAGAAGUGGGUGGAGACUCUGGUGGUGGCCGACCCCAAGAUGGUGCAGUACCACGGCAGCCAGCAGGUGGAGACCUACGUACUGACCGUCAUGAACAUCGUUGCCGGAUUAUUCCACGAUGCCAGCAUUGGCAAUUCUAUUCACAUCGUGGUGGUACGGUUGAUUCUGCUGGAAGAGGAAGAGGAAGGCCUCAAAAUAACCCACCAUGCAGACAACAGUUUGAAUAGCUUCUGUAGAUGGCAGAAAAACCUCAACGUGAAGGGCGAUGAGCACCCUGUUCAUCAUGAUGUGGCUGUACUCAUCACCAGGAAGGACAUAUGUGCAGCCAUGAACAAGCCCUGCGAGACGCUGGGCCUGUCCCACGUGGCGGGGAUGUGCCAGCCUCACCGCAGCUGCAGCAUCAACGAGGACACCGGGCUGCCCUUGGCCUUCACCGUGGCACACGAGCUCGGGCACAACUUUGGGAUUCAGCAUGAUGGGAACGGCAAUGACUGUGAGCCGAUUGGGAAAAGACCUUUCAUCAUGUCUCCACAGCUCCUGUACGGCAUCACGCCCCCCAACUGGUCGCGCUGCAGCCGGCAGUACAUCACACGUUUCCUCGACCGUGGCUGGGGCCUGUGUCUGGACGACCCUCCAGUGCGGGACGAGCUGGAGUUCUCCACUGUGCCCCCAGGGGUCCUCUACAGCGCUGCCCACCAGUGCCGCCUGCAGUAUGGCUCCAGCUCCCAAUUCUGCGACGAUGUGGACGAUGUCUGUAGCACACUGUGGUGCACUGUGGGUAAUACGUGUCACUCCAAGCUGGACGGAGCAGCAGAUGGGACCAAUUGUGGCCUGAACAAGUGGUGUUUUGAUGGAGAGUGCGUGCCGGUGGGCUAUCGGCCUGAGAGCCUAAACGGAGGAUGGUCAUCCUGGAGUGUGUGGUCAGCCUGCUCCCGGACCUGUGGUGCUGGAGUGCAGAAUGCGGAGAGGGAGUGCAACAACCCUGUGCCGAAAUUUGGUGGGAAGUACUGUCUUGGGGAGCGUCGGAGGUACCGGGUGUGUAACACUGACCCCUGUCCAGCAGGGCUGCCCUCCUUCAGACACAUCCAGUGCAGCCACUUCAACACCAUGCCCUAUAAGGGCAAGCUCUACAAAUGGGUUCCCGUGAACAACAGAGCGAACCCCUGCGAGCUGCACUGCCGCCCCCAGAACGAGUACUUCUCCGACAAGCUGCUGGACGCUGCCGUCGACGGCACGCGGUGCUAUGAAGGCAGCUCCAGCCGUGACACGUGCAUCAAUGGCUUCUGCAAGAACGUGGGCUGCGACUACGAGAUCGACUCCAAUGCGGUGGAGGAUCGGUGUGGGGUUUGCCAUGGCAACGGCUCCACCUGCGAGACGGUGAAGAAGACGUUCGAGGAGAGCGAGGGGCUGGGCUACGUGGAUGUCGGCUUGAUCCCAGAGGGAGCGAGGGACAUCCGGAUCGAGGAAGUGGCGGAGGCAGGGAACUUCCUGGCUCUGCGCAGCGAAGACCCUGACAGGUACUUCCUGAACGGGGGCUGGACGAUCCAGUGGAAUGGAGACUACAAGGCUGCGGGGACAACCUUCACGUACGAGAGGACAGGGAACCUAGAGAACCUGACCUCCCCAGGACCAACACUGGAGCCUGUCUGGAUACAGUUGCUGUUCCAGGAGACAAACCCUGGUGUGCGAUAUGAGUACACCAUCCAGCGGGAGGCCGAAACCAACAACGAAAUCGCCACCCCAGACUUCUUCUGGCAGUAUGGCUCCUGGACUGAGUGCAGCGCCACCUGUGGGACAGGUGUUCAGAGGCAAAUCGUCCACUGUGUGGAACGGACUGCAGGGAUAGUAGAGGAACAGUACUGCGACCCAGCCACGCGCCCGGAUGACAAGCAGGCCAGCUGUAACGAGGAGCUGUGCCCAGCCAGAUGGUGGGCUGGAGAGUGGCAGAAGUGCUCGGCGAGCUGUGGAGAUGAGGGGCUCAUGAAGAGGACUGUGCUCUGUGUCCAGAGUGUAGGGGCGGAUGAACAGCGAGCCCUGCAGCCGUCCGAGUGCGAGAACCUGACCAAGCCCGAGUCUGUGGCCCCCUGCAACACACAGCCCUGCCCUGCUGACUGGACUGUGGGCAACUGGUCAGAGUGCUCUGUGACAUGUGGUGGGGGCAACAAGAGUCGUGAUGUUAUCUGCAGCAGAAACACAGGGGCCGACUGUGAUCCCAAGAAGAAGCCUCCUUCAGAGACUCCCUGCAAUGCACACAAAUGCCCAAAGAAAAUGGACAUUUUUGGAACAGAUUGGUCUGGAAGUGGGUCAUCCAGCAAAGAGCUGUACAAUGAAAUUAAUUCCAUUCUGGACGGAAGUCUCCCACCUAAACCUGGGCAAGGAACUACCAAAGCACGCCCUCCAGAGUACGCUGACCUGAAUAACAUUAUUGAAGAUGAUUUUUCUAUACAGAAUCACAUAGACCAGACGGGUGAAGAUUCUUUUAGCAAAAAUGUGUUUGUUGAUGAUUUCUACUAUGACUACAACUUCAUCAACUUCCACGUUGACCUGUCUUAUGGCCUGGGAAUUGAGAAGGAAGAUGACAAGGAGACUGAAACAGAAGAGAAUAUGGGAACAAACAGGGAAGGGGAAGGGCAUGAUCACAGCUCAGGCACAACAGAUAAUAUUGACCAGAAAUCUGCAAAUGCAGAGUUACAUACAGUCAGUCCGAAAGGACCAGAAGACCUGCAUUCCACCAUUCACCCACUAAACUGCACUGAAAUUGAGCUAGACAGAAAAGAGGCUGAUGAAAUCAACCCAGAGAUGUCUGAAAAUGAAGGGGAGGAGGACGAUAAAUUCUAUUCAUUUAAUUACUUGCUGCCAGAUUCAAGUCCUACAAGGCAGACCUCAGUGACUGUGACUCCCAGCUUCUUAGACAGUGAGGAGGAGUCAAAUGAAGGAUCACCUACUGAAAGGCCUUCCUCUUCUCCUUUGACAUACAGUCCUGAUAAAGUCCACACUGAAAGCUUUUCACUUGGUGAACCAGAACUAGAAGACCACUUCUCAUCCAGCUUGGUAAAUUUCACUGCAAAUACUGAAGCUGAAAAUAAUCGGAAGCACCAGAAAGAUGGUGGAAAGAAUAACGGGCAUCCAAUGGAGGACCUCUGGACAGAGGGCGACCUAAAUGAUUCCAGUGACGCUGGAAAUCCUCAUGGACUUACAGAAGACAGAAUGGAAGAUCAGAAGGUUUAUACUGCUGAUGAAAGAAAUGGGACAAGUGAUCGUGAUUUUGGGAGCCAUGAACAGGCUGUGACAAGCUUUCCUACAGAAAAUGAAGAGGGAGGCACGCUUGACAUUAAUGAAAAUCAGGAGAGCGUCUUAACUUCAGAAGAAAUCCCAGAUGCUCAGAAGAUCCUUGAUCAAACAGAAGGAGAUUUACCUCCUCUUACCCCUCACCCAUGGUUUUAUCUCAAAACUGAGACACCCUUACCAACUGUACCAGACCAGUUUGAUUUGAUGUCAAUCGUGGGGCAUACUUCAACACAGUUUUUUAAAGAGCAGGAUCCCGAUCCAAAUGAUAAAACAGAAACACCUCUUUAUAAUGAAAUGUCAAAGCAACCUGACAUUAGUCCAGAAGCUGUGACUUCCCCACCAUAUGUUUACUCACAAACACUACCUUCUGCUCUGCCUGCUUCUUGGGAUCCAGCCUUGGAAACCUCUGCUUCUCCUGAAUGGGACAAGAAGGCAUUACAUCCCAUAGUUCAGGAAGAAGAUGCACACACUGUGUUAAUUUCAACAGGAACCACUUCAGAUGAAGCAUCAACAGCUUCGCCAGAUGUUCAUCGUCCCUCUCCUGGUGUCACCAAAGUUCCUGAUCAGAUGCUGACCAGUCCCCCUUCUUCCACUGCUGUGUGGUCUGAGAUCGAUUCCAAUGAAAUUAUAAAUCCCUAUUUGAUGAGAAGCAGAAUUACACAGCAGCCUGUCACCGAUCACCCUGAUAAUGACAACUCAAGCCUUCCUGAGGAGUCCAGCAGACCUCUGGGACUGACCCAGUUUCUUUCCUCUCCCACACCAGCUCCUGACACAGCUGGCUUUUGGGUCGCUGGAAAAUGGAGUGCGUGCUCCACCAGCUGUGGGCUGGGGGCAGUCUGGAGGACAGUGACCUGCAGUACAGGCAGGGAUGUGGACUGUGACAUCACUGAGAGACCCCCCCCUGCGCGCCGCUGCUACCUGCGACCCUGUUCCGCCUGGCGGGUCACAGAAUGGGGGAAGUGCUCCCAGAACUGCGGAGGCGGUGAGAUGGUACGAGAGAUCCAGUGCUUUGACACGCGGGACCGCCGGCCAUUGCGUCCCUUCCACUGUCGCGCAGUUUCCCACAAGCCCCCAGCGCUUGGCGUCUGCAACGCCCAGAGCUGCCUGGACUGGUACACCUCCUCCUGGGGCGAGUGCUCGGAGCUGUGUGGCGGAGGAGAACAGCAGCGCUUUGUUACUUGCCCGGAAAUGAGCAAGUGUGAUGACUCCCUUCAGCCCAGCAAUGUACAAAGCUGCAAUACCCAUCCCUGCACAAAGUGGGUCUUGGGUUCCUGGGGUCAGUGCUCGGCUUCGUGCGGGGGGGGGCUUCAGCGCCGGCUGGUGAAGUGUGUCAACACCAAGACGGGUCAAGAGGAGGAGGACCGGGCGCAGUGCGACCACGAGCCCUGGCCGGAGAACACGCAGGAAUGCAACACCCAGGACUGCGAGAGCGUGCCGCCCAGCCAGCCGUGUCAGCGAGACCGACUCACGUUCCGGUUCUGCCAGACCCUGAAGUGGCUGGGCCGCUGCCAGCUGCCCACCGUCCGGGCCCAGUGCUGCCAGACCUGCGGCUCGCGGACCCGGGGCAACGAGCGCACAGCACGCCGGUAACGGGGGCGAGCUGACGGACACGCGCAGGGGAGGUGCUGCGGCCCCCCGAACACGCACACGUGGUGUAAUAGGUCCGUCCGCAGCCAGAUGCAUCUCUCAGCUUCCUGCUGUUUAACGAAAUGC
Lepisosteus oculatus (spotted gar) is the source of this 6478-nucleotide messenger RNA. RefSeq names its product A disintegrin and metalloproteinase with thrombospondin motifs 7. Gene Ontology annotation, molecular function: metalloendopeptidase activity. NCBI's taxonomy places the organism in Eukaryota, Metazoa, Chordata, Actinopteri, Semionotiformes, Lepisosteidae. The record is from RefSeq and is a predicted model, not a curated record. Gene Ontology annotation, biological process: extracellular matrix organization; proteolysis. Gene Ontology annotation, cellular component: extracellular matrix.